CAACACGGGGCCGCCCCACCCAUUUGAUCUGGUACCGCUGUUUUCGUUUGCCAAGGCUGACUCCACUCUGCUUCUUCUUUCUUCCUUUUUCUUCCUUUUUCCCCAGCUUUCCUUCCGACAUGUUCGUCGGCAACUAUUUCAGGCAACCGCGUUCAUCCGAGACUCAAGUAAUUGAUCCCUCUUACUUUCCCCAAAUCCAGAUCGUUCUAUUUGGCUGCCGGAGAGAAAUUGGGAUCGUUCGUGGAGGUUAUUGGUGAUUUGAUCACUACUGGAUUUUCGAGGGUUUGGCGUAUUCGUUUUCUUAAUCUGUUUGCGAGGACUGCGUGGAUUUCUCUAAUUGGUAUAACUUCGAGCGCGUAUUAUCACGAAUAUCGUAUAAAUGGAAUAUUCUGAGUAUAGAUUCUUCACACAUUCACACACUGUUUCAUUAAAUUAAUGGGAGAAGGAAAUAAGUGUUUACUGGUUGCUGCUUUCAAGGAUCGGAAUUUGUUCCCUGGGUAUUGGGAGGAUAAUCAGAGGCCGCCAGCGUAUUACAUUUUAAGAUUGGUGCUAUUUAUCGGUAUAACUUGUUGAUUCUUUUGUUUUGAUUAUAUAAAUUUUUGCUGACAUUGACAAACGAAGUUUGUUGUAAUACCUUAUUGGAGGAGAUGGAGGAUGAAGAAGUAAGUUAUGUUUCGAAUGUAGAUUUGAUAGAAAGAACGGUUGAUGGUUCGCAGCGUCGGCGUAUAUCAAAUGAUUCACUUCUCCCAGGGCUCAAUGAUGAUGUAGCAAUGAAUUGCUUUGCGUACGUUCGAAGGUCGGAUUAUGCUUCUCUAUCAUGUGUUAACUCAAGGUUUAACAAGCAGAUUAGAAGUGGUGCCUUGACCGAACUGAGGAAGAAGGUAGAGAAUGUGGAGUAUUGGGUAUAUCUGGUUUGUGAUUUAAAAGAGUGGGAGGCUUUUGAUCCUGAUAGAAAUAAAUGGAUGGCAUUGCCUAAGAUGCCUUGUGAUGAGUGUUUCAACCAUGCUGAUAAGGAGUCCUUAGCAGUAGGUAGCGAGUUAUUGGUGUUCGGUAGGGAGUUUUAUGAUUUCGCUAUAUGGAAAUAUGCGUUUUUUCCUCAUUGUUGGGUAAAAUGUCGAGGAAUGAACCAGCCUCGUUGUUUGUUUGGGUCUGGCAGCCUUGGUUCAAUAGCAAUUGUAGCAGGUGGGAGUGAUAAAAAGGGAAACGUUCUAAAAUCAGCCGAACUAUACGACUCAUCCAAGGGUCGGUGGGAAAUGUUGCCCGACAUGCACGUCCCACGUCGGUCCUGUUCGGGAUUCUUCAUGGACGGGAAAUUCUACGUGAUUGGAGGGAUGUCGAGUCCUACUGUGUCUCUAACAUGUGGAGAGGAGUACGAUUUAAAGAAGAGGAAAUGGAGGAAAAUCGAAGGGAUGUAUCCAUACGUGAACCAAGGAGCUCAGGCUCCCCCGCUGGUUGCAGUUGUGGAGAAUGAGUUAUAUGCAGUGGAGCAUUUAACGAACAUGGUAAUGAAGUAUGAGAAAGUGGGGAAGACAUGGAAUGUGUUGGGGAGACUGCCGGUGAGGGCGGAUUCUUCGAAUGGAUGGGGGCUUGCUUUCAAAGCGUGUGGGGAAAAGCUUCUGGUUGUGGGGGGACAAAGAGGGCCAGAAGGAGAAUGUAUUGUGCUGAGCUCUUGGUGUCCAAAGUCGGGAGUUAAUAAUGGAAGUUUGGAUUGGAAGAUAGUAGGAGGGAAGGAACAUGUUGGGGUUUUUGUCUACAACUGUGCAGUUAUGGGGUGUUGAAGUUGAAGAAUCAUUUAAAACUCUGAUUUGACAGAGCCUACUUUUUGGGUUGGUUUUCUUUCUUUCUUCUUCUUCUUCUUCUUCUUCUUCUCAUUCUUCUUCAGUGUUCUUGUUGUUGUUCUUCUGAUAACUGUAGCUAAUAAAUGUUUGCACAGUUUCACUCUGCGUUUUCUUUGGCUUUUUACUCAAUAUAUUAUGCUGCUGCUGCUUUCUGAUUUGUCAAGAACAGGUAAAAUUGUCCAAUCUUUGUUUGUUGUGUAGGCAAACAUUUUAUGUGAAAACUCGUUUCUAGUUA
Cucurbita moschata (crookneck pumpkin) is the source of this 2073-nucleotide messenger RNA. RefSeq names its product F-box/kelch-repeat protein At5g60570-like. The coding region runs from base 648 to 1778 and encodes 376 amino acids. Gene Ontology annotation, molecular function: protein binding. The transcript has 2 exons. Lineage: Eukaryota; Viridiplantae; Streptophyta; Magnoliopsida; Cucurbitales; Cucurbitaceae. The record is from RefSeq and is a predicted model, not a curated record. Gene Ontology annotation, cellular component: nucleus.